This is a messenger RNA of Peronospora farinosa, 447 nucleotides long. The record is from the annotation of a GenBank genome assembly. NCBI's taxonomy places the organism in Eukaryota, Oomycota, Peronosporomycetes, Peronosporales, Peronosporaceae.
AUGGAAAUUGCUAAAAAUGUACGCGAUUUCCUUGUGGGGAUGAAGGAGACAUUAUCCCCUGAGGAAGAUCAACUAUUGUCAAGUCUUCAGACGUUGCAUGAGAAGUAUCUUAAUAUCAUGGAAGACUUCUCCGUAGAAGUGUCGGAGAAGGCAUUGAGUAUGAGUCCAGAGUCACGAAUGGAAGCUCACCAGCUACGACUCAAGAUCUACCAGGACUGGCGUGCCAGACUAAUGGAACGUGUAUUUGACAACUCGAAGGAGAUCGCGUCGGCUGAAGAUGCCAAAUCUCACGUGCCUGAGUGUGAUUGUUGUUGUUGCGAACUAACACGACGACUCGACAGCUACGAGAUCGUGACGGCUGACUACAUUCAAGUAAAUACUCGAAGCAAGAACCCGGAGAAUGACUCUGCUGAGCCUUUUCAACUGCCGGACUUCCUGACCACCUAA